UCUCACUCCCUCUUUUCCUUCUUGUCUCCUUUUUUCCCUUAAUUCAUCUUCCUCAUAGUUGUCUUCUUCUCUACUUCGUUCCAGUUUGUAGGUGUUAGUCUGAUGCAUGUAUACUGGGUGCAUUUCAGGAGCAUGUCAAGUCAUCGUGGUAACACAGGGCAGGGGCAGCCUGCUCAAGUUUGAGCCUGUCCCAGAAUGCACCAGCUGUUCCGUCUAGUGCUGGGACAGAGAGACCUGUCCCGUGCAGGAGACCUCUUCUCUCUGGAUGACAGCGAGAUUGAAGACUGUCUGUCCCAAGCCCUGGAGGAAAUCAAAGUCAUAUCCUGUUCACCAGACUACUUGACCAAUGACAAUGACCAAGCGGUGGUGGAGAUCUGCAUCACACGCAUCACUACAGCCAUUAGGGAAACAGGUUCGAUUGAGAGGCACGGAGCAGCUCUUGUGUCACUAUGGGAGUCUUGUCUCGAGCAUAACCUCCAGCCUCAGGGCAAAGACGAAGACACACCCCAUGCCAAGAUCGCCUCCGACAUCACCAGCUGCAUCUUGCAGAAUUACAACAGGCCUCCAGUGAUGGCAUUAGCGGUCCCUGUGGCAGUGCGGUUCUUGCAGCAGGGGAACCAAGAGCUGAGCAGAAACAUGUCCAGCUACUUGUCACUGGCUGCCAUUGCUAAAGCUGAACUCCUGGCCCAACACACAGAGGCCAUCACCUGCAGCGUGCUGGGAGGUAAUGCGAUGCUGUUGAGAGUGCUGCCAUCUGUGUAUCCACGACAACCAGAGCCCAUCCAUCAACACAUCCGUGAACUGAUGGCGAUGAUGUCCCAGUUGGACCAGGCCGGCAGACAGCACCUGCUCAGACUACUGCAGAUGAUCUCUGAGCAUCACCCCCUGGUAUUGUCGUCUUUGGUGCCAUCGUUGAUUGUUUACAUCAGUGAUAGUGAGCUCAGUGACACUGCCUUGAGUGUGUUGGUGAACGUGGCUCAGGCAAGCCCCGCCUCUCUCGUUCCUUUCCUGUCCACCCUAAGAAAUGUGGGUCAGAAGAACCCUUGGUUGUUGGGACACAUCGCUAAGAUCCAUGGGGCAGUGGGUCUGACUAGUGAGGUCCAGGCUCACGGGGCGCUGCUGUAUCUGGUGUCUCUGUUAGCAAGUAUGGAGCACAGUGCCCAUCACACACUACUGCUGGAAAUCCGCUGCCUGACCGAUCGCUACACCUCCAUCCUGGGCGGCGGAGUAAAAGACAUCUACCGCAUGAGCAACAGUUUCACCGCCAUUGCACGACUUUUGGGACGCAAGCUGGAGGCUGAGAGUACAUUUAGCAGAGAGGAGGAGAAGGUGCAGGAUUUGUCCAGGCCAUGUGAAGCCGAGUCUAGUUCGGACAUGUUUGCUGAGAACCAGCGUCUGCAGGUGAAGAUCCAGGCUUUCGAGCAGAAGAUGGGCGAUGAGGUGGAGUUUGAGGAAGAGGGUGCUUCCCCUGGUCCUGAGAGACGCCACAGUCUGGGUCAGGCAGCGCGAGAUGAGCGCAGAGAGAUGAGGUUCAACAGGUCAAAGAGUCUGGCUCUUCACGCUGUACGCACACGAUCCAUUAACUCUGACAGCAGUCCAGAGGGAGAAGGGCUGGAUCUGAGCACAGAACUCGGUGUCUGUGAGGCCAGUCCCAGCCCAGAGACCCGUCCUGCCCUCACGACCCUGCAGGAGAACCACAAACUCACAGAGACUCAGCCUGACACAUCUGCAAACAGUGAGGGCCAAAAGGGGGUGGUUGGAGACCUCCGGGAGGGAGAUAGACUCUGGAUCCACCUAAGAGACAACAUGGAAGAGAUCAAAACCUUCUGUGCGGAAAUGAUCAAACAAAUUCCCAUACCUGAGCACUGUGUCAUUGAAGACUCACAUCGUGGCUGUGUAGCUAAGCUGUCAUUCUCCUGUCCACUGAAAGGACACUACUGCCUCUACGGGAAGUCCUGUUUCUCGCUGUGUAGCCACCAGCCACACCUCUGGAUCCAAAUCAUGCUACUGGCACUGCAGAGUAAAGUGAGCGAGGCGUUGUGCUGUCAGGAUGAGUGUGUUAAGCAGCUGAGGAAACUUUGGGAGAAAACACAGCUGACGGGAGCUCACAGCUUUGAACUGGCCAUGACCCAGGCAACUGUUCCUCACAAGAAGGAUGUGGACAGUUUGCAGAUGUAUCUGGAGGAGGUUCGUUUCUUUGACCUGUUCAGCUACAGUGAAGAGGAGGGUGGCUGGCUCUGUUUCAUGUGCAGUAACCCUGAGAAAGCCACAGUUGUUAACCAGGAUGGCCAGCCACUCAUUGAGGGGAAGCUGAAGGAGAAACAAGUGCGCUGGAAGUUCAUCAAAAGGUGGAAAACGCGUUAUUUCACCCUCGCCGGCAAUCAGCUUCUCUUCCGAAGAGGAAAAUCGAAGGACGAACUGGACAACAGCACAAUUGAACUUAGCAAAGUGCAAAGUGUUAAGGUGGUUGCAAAGAAGAGGCGUGACCGCGGGCUGCCCAGAGCCUUUGAGAUCUUCACCGACAGCAAAACCUACGUGCUGAAAGCUCAAGACGAGAAGCAUGCGGAAGAGUGGCUGCAGUGCAUCAAUGUGGCUGUGGCGCAGGCCAAAGAACGUGAGAACCGUGAGGCCACCACAUACCUGUGAUGCUUGUUCUGCUGAUCAAGCCAGAUGGGUACAUCUUAUUGCCACGUUAUCUCAUUAUGACAGUUUAUCAACAUCAACGACAAAGGCCCUUCCUCAAAUGCCACUUUCAGCCUUUGCAAGUCAUCCUCCACCUAAAUUCUUGUGAUGGUAAGCCAGAAAGACUGUCAGCAACAAGGGCACAUUGUGGCCAAAAAUGAUCCCUCAUGAGAACCCUUAUGAAUCAUGAAAUAAUCAAUGGGACAUCCUACAGUCUUAUGGACUUCACAGACAUCAAGUGCGUCAUUCGGGAUAUGACCAAAGAAAAAGAGUGACGUACAUUGAGGCUGAGCAACACUGAGCUGUGCCUGUUCUACACUUCACACUGACGCUCGUUCUAUAGGUCAUAUUGAAACGUUUUGAAAACAGAUAUCAUGAUUUAUUUCAUCUUUGUCUUCCAGAAAAGUAUAGAAGACUUACUUAGAAUCAGCUAUCACAUACAAUUAGAGCUGUCACAGUUAACAUGUUAACGCAUACAGUAAAUACAGUAAGUUUAACACUUAAUUAUUUAAUC
This is a messenger RNA of Sinocyclocheilus grahami, 3196 nucleotides long. It is a transcript of the gene veph1, whose product is annotated as ventricular zone expressed PH domain-containing 1. The record is from RefSeq and is a predicted model, not a curated record. Lineage: Eukaryota; Metazoa; Chordata; Actinopteri; Cypriniformes; Cyprinidae. Gene Ontology annotation, molecular function: phosphatidylinositol-5-phosphate binding. The transcript has 13 exons. Gene Ontology annotation, cellular component: plasma membrane. The coding region runs from base 196 to 2646 and encodes 816 amino acids. Gene Ontology annotation, biological process: regulation of signal transduction.